UGAGUUUCCUUAAAAGUAAUAAAUUAAAAGUGAAUCAAAUUGGUUGUAUUUUUCUUGUAAAUGUAUUAUCAGACAUAUUUUCUCAAAUUAACCAGCGAGAUAAUUAACAUAAUUUUGUGUUACAUUAUGUCCAAAGCAGAUGUUUUUCACCUUUAUUUGAAUGAGCUGGUGUCGUAUCCUGCUUAUAUUCUUCACCAAAGCACUAAAAGGAGAACACCAAAAAAAGAACAUGAGAUUCUGUCCAUAAAGAAAAGCAAGAUUUGAAAAAUCAGGAAAAACAGACAGAGAAUGUGAAUCAACGCUGCACACAAACUCAUCAAUCAAAAAAAGCUGAAUUCAAGUGGAGUCCAGACUUCGAGAUUUGUCAAUGUCGAUCCAAGACCUAAUAAUUCACUGAAAUGCUGCAAUUUCCUCAUAAUUUUCAACCUUUUUCUACUUCCCGACCUUCAUGGGUUUAAUUCUUCAAUUUGUUUUACUAUUUCUCACCUGUUCAAUCCCUUCUCUUCUCUGUCAAGUUACAGAAUUUGUAAGUAUCGACUGUGGAGGAACAAGCAAUCACACCGACCCUAAAACAGGUCUAGCAUGGGUUUCGGAUUCUGGAAUCGUUCACCAUGGAACAUCAGUCGAGAUCGAAAACCCAAACGACAACGCAAUUCAGUAUCAAAGGCGCAGGGAUUUCCCCAUAGACAACAAGAAGUAUUGCUAUACUCUAAAUACCACAGAAAGAAGACGAUACGUAGUUCGUACCACCUUUUUGUACGGCAGUUCAGAGAGCGAAAACACAUACCCUAAAUUUCAGCUCUAUCUCGAUGCAACCAGAUGGGCAACUGUUAGCGUAUUGGAUGCAUCGACUGUUUACGUCAAAGAGAUGAUCAUCAGAGCACCUUCGAGUUCAAUCGACGUAUGUUUAUGCUGUGCGACGACGGGUGCUCCUUUUCUAUCCACACUCGAGCUCCGGCCGUUGAAUCUCUCGAUGUACGCUACUGAUUAUGAAGAUAAUUUCUUCUUAAAAGUCGCAGCUAGGGUUAACUUCGGUGCUUCAAGCACGGAAGCCGUAAGGUAUCCAGAUGAUCCGUAUGAUCGAAUAUGGGAUUCGGAUCUUGCAAAACGGCAGAAUUUUCUGGUGGGGGUGGCGCCUGGAACUGUGAGGAUUAACACAACGAAGGAGAUAAACACAAACACGAGAGAAUAUCCACCGGUGAAAGUGAUGCAAACAGCGGUUGUGGGGACUCAAGGGACUCUUAGUUACAGAUUGAACUUGGAAGAUUUCCCUGCAAAUGCUCGAGCUUAUGCUUAUUUUGCAGAAAUUGAAGACUUGCCGGAAAAUGAAACUAGAAAGUUCACAAUGAAGGAGCCUUAUGUUCCUGAUUACAGUAAUGCGGUGGUGAAUAUUGAAGAAAAUGCUAAUGGAAGCUACACGUUAUAUGAACCUAGUUAUAUGAACGUUUCAUUGUCUUUUGUGUUUUCGUUUUCUUUUAAGAAAACACUAGAUUCUUCUCAAGGACCACUCUUGAAUGCUGUUGAAAUCAGUAAAUAUGUACCCAUUGCAUCAAAAACCGAUAGAAAAGAUUUGAAUGUUCUUGGUGCGUUUAGUUCGAUGCUUGAAACUGGAGAUAUGAUUGAAGAAGGUGAUCCAUGUGUCCCUGUUCAGUGGGCAUGGGUGAGUUGCAGCUCGAAUGUUCCUCCCCGAAUCACCAAAAUCGUUUUGCCAGGUUCGAAUCUGGAAGGUGAAAUUCCGGGUGGGAUUAAAGACUUACAAGAGUUGACAGAGUUGUGGUUAAAUGGGAAUUCACUCAAUGGGACAAUCCCGGAUAUGAGUAACCUUGAGCAAUUGAAAAUUAUACAUUUAGAGAACAACAGGCUGAGCGGUUUGUUACCAUCUUAUUUUGGUAGUUUGCCAAACCUACAAGAAUUGUAUAUUCAGAACAACUCUUUGACAGGGGACAUCCCUCCGGCAUUAUUAACAGGAAAAAUAAUCUUUGUCUAUGAAGGUAAUCAUGGCCUCCACAGAAAUACGAAGCACAAAUCUCAUUACAAAUUGAUAUUAGGAAUUUCGGUCGGAAUUCUUGCGGUUCUAUUUAUUCUGUUUCUAGGAAGCUUAUUACUACUGCGACAUUUUCGGACAAAAACACCGAGUCAAAGAAGUGACGAUAAAGCCACUACUCCAGGGGCAUUUUCGUCACGCAAGAGCACCAUAGGAUUAAUGGCCUACUCGACUCGAGCUGGAAGUUUAAUGGAUGAAGGAGUAUCGUAUUAUUUUUCACUUGCUGAAAUAGAAGCAGCUACAAAUGGAUUCUCGAAGAAGAUUGGUAAAGGAAGUUUCGGGCCUGUAUAUUAUGGAAAAAUGAAAGACGGAAAGGAGGUGGCUGUUAAAAUGAUGGCGGAUUCAUCUAGCCAUGGAACCCAACAGUUCGUUACAGAGGUUGCUCUUUUGUCAAGAAUUCAUCAUAGAAAUCUCGUACCAUUAAUAGGAUACUGUGAAGAAGAACACCAUCGCAUGCUUGUUUAUGAGUACAUGCACAACGGAACUUUGCGAGAUCACAUACACGAUCGAGUCAACAAGAAGCAUUUGGACUGGCGAGCUCGUCUCCGGAUUGCAGAAGAUUCCGCUAAAGGUCUUGAGUAUUUGCACACCGGAUGCAACCCUAGCAUCAUUCACAGGGACAUAAAAACCAGCAAUAUUCUUCUGGAUAUCAAUAUGAGGGCUAAAGUAUCGGAUUUUGGACUUUCAAGACAAACCGAAGAAGAUUUGACACACGUAUCGAGCGUAGCAAGAGGAACAGUCGGCUACCUUGACCCCGAGUACUACGCUAACCAACAGUUAACAGAGAAAAGCGACGUCUACAGUUUCGGAGUCGUUCUGUUAGAACUUAUCUCCGGGCGGAAGCCUGUGUCGCCGGAAGAGUACGGGGCCGAUUGGAGCAUUGUUCACUGGGCGAGGUCGUUGAUUCGAAAAGGAGAUGUGGCGAGUAUAAUCGAUCCUACGAUAACACGGGAUGUGAAGAUUGAAUCGAUAUGGCGAAUUGCAGAAGUUGCGAUUCAGUGUGUGGAUCAACACGGAUCUAAUAGACCUCGGAUGCAAGAAAUCAUCUUGGCGAUACAAGAUGCAAUCACGAUUGAAAAGGGGAACGACGGGAAGAUAAUAACGUCGGGAAGUUCGCGAGCACAAUCUUCACGGAAAACUUUAUUAACGACUUUCCUUGAUAUCGAGAGCCCAGAUCUUUCCAACGACUGCCUGGUUCCUUCUGCUAGAUAA
This is a messenger RNA of Lactuca saligna, 3256 nucleotides long. The record is from the annotation of a GenBank genome assembly. Lineage: Eukaryota; Viridiplantae; Streptophyta; Magnoliopsida; Asterales; Asteraceae.